Messenger RNA from Chanos chanos (milkfish), 585 nucleotides. Its product is annotated as guanylyl cyclase inhibitory protein. The transcript has 5 exons. Bases 1 to 585 code for a protein of 194 amino acids. The record is from RefSeq and is a predicted model, not a curated record. Gene Ontology annotation, molecular function: calcium ion binding. Lineage: Eukaryota; Metazoa; Chordata; Actinopteri; Gonorynchiformes; Chanidae.
AUGGGGCAGAUUGCAAGUCUACCCCAUAGAGGAAGCGGCACGUAUGUCACAGAGCUGUAUGAAUGGUUCAGGAAAUUUAUGAACGAGUGUCCAAGCGGUCUGAUCACCCUACAUGAAUUCAGACGCCACUUCUGUGACGGGACGGUGGGCACUGAGUCAUCAGAAUACGCAGAGCAGAUAUUUCGCACCCUUGACAACAAUGGGGAUGGAGUUGUUGACUUCAGAGAAUACGUUACAGCCAUCAGCAUGCUGAUUGAAGGCUCGUCAGUGGAGAAACUGCGCUGGUCGUUCAAGCUCUAUGACAAGGACAAGGAUGGAGCCAUAACACGACGGGAAAUGCUCGAGAUCAUGCAGGCUGUAUAUAAAAUGAGCGUUGCCGCUUGCUUGACCAAACCCAAUCCCCUGACCGCAGAAGAAUGCACCAAUAGGAUAUUUGUGCGACUGGACAAAGACAACAACGCCAUUAUCAGUCUGGAUGAGUUCAUUGAGGGGGCCCUGGACGAUGAGUGGAUACGAGAGAUGCUGGAGUGUGACCCGAACACUGUAAAGGUGGAAAGGCCUGUCAAGGGUCAUGCAGUACUUUAG